Messenger RNA from Lampris incognitus (smalleye Pacific opah), 1680 nucleotides. RefSeq names its product arachidonate 5-lipoxygenase-activating protein (gene alox5ap). Gene Ontology annotation, cellular component: endoplasmic reticulum; membrane; nuclear envelope. Bases 37 to 495 code for a protein of 152 amino acids. The record is from RefSeq and is a predicted model, not a curated record. The transcript is spliced from 5 exons. Gene Ontology annotation, molecular function: enzyme activator activity; glutathione transferase activity; leukotriene-C4 synthase activity. Lineage: Eukaryota; Metazoa; Chordata; Actinopteri; Lampriformes; Lampridae. Gene Ontology annotation, biological process: leukotriene biosynthetic process.
CGCCUCGGUCUUCUCCCGUCAGCCAGCAGCGCUACCAUGUACCCCGAUGUGGUGGAACACAUCUACCUCCUCGUCGCCGUCACCCUCAUCAGCGUCCUUCAGAAUGCAUUCUUUGCUCUAAAGAUAGGAAAGGCGCAAAAUUCCCAUGCGGCUGCCUUUGAAAAUCUGUUUUGUGCCAGUCGAAACUGCAUGGAUUCUUACCCCACCUUCCUGGCAGUGAUGUGGUGUGCUGGACUGUGUCUCAGGCAAGCUCCUGCUGCGUUUGCUGGGAUCAUCUAUCUUGUGGCCAGGCAGAAGUACUUCGUCGGCUACAUGGGACAGAGCAGUCAGAGGACUCCCGGCUACCUGUUUGGAAAGCGCACCCUCUUCUUCCUGGUCCUGAUGUGCACUGUGGGCAUCUUCAACUACCUGCUGGCACGCUACUUUGGCAGCGACUACAAGGAAUAUAUUGAAACCAUCACCAAUGCAGCGUCUGCUCUUCUCCUCAUCCCUUAAGUCUCCGGGUGUAUCGGUGUGAUAUCGUUUUCCACGUCCGUCCAUCCGUCAUAUCAACCGCUUAUCCCGCUCUCAGGGUCGCGGGGGAUGCUGGAGCCUCUCCCUGCAGUCAUUGCGCGGCAGGCGGGGAGACACCCUGGACAGGCCGCCCGUUUUCCACGUGUUGACGUUAAAGUUGACGUCAUUCAAAGUGUGUGCAGGGCAUCACCCAGAAACGGGGUUAACUUACUUACCGCUGUGCUGAAUCUUCUCACUGGGCCUCCUCCACACAGACUCGGGGGGGGGGGGUCGGCUGAGCCUUCAAAAGCUAUAAUAUAGUAUCUCCUUUCUUUAAACAAGACAGUCACAGUGCCAUCACACAUACCCUCAGGCGCGCGGGGAGACGUUCUAAAACCCACCCCACUUUGGUUAGCUCGAGCUUCCAGUCAAGUAGGGGGGGUUGACAUCUAAAACUACCGGAGGACUGAGUCGAGAGGCGGAGACCUCUUUUUAAUCGCAACUCCCGUGCCUCCAUACACCGCACGACCCCGAGAGUGCUCUUUUACCCACACCGACCAGAACGGAACGAGCCCCCCCAUGUCACAAGUGGCGACAUCAGUCCCAGUCACGGUCCUAGAGUCAGUCAGUCAGUCAGUCAGUCAGGAAACGGUCUCCUAGUCUGAGUCGAACCCCCAAAAACAACAGCACAAGAAUAACCACACCAUGAACACCACAUCGUUAAAACACAAUUUUAGGUCUAACAUUAACAGUCCCAUCAGCCAUUGCGCCCCCCCCCAGCGCAGAACCGCCGACAGUCAAAACGACCGCCUCCCCUGGCCGCUACAUUAUGACGUCAUUGUUUGUAAGGCGCGUGUGUCGCAGAUUUGGAACGGAGUGUUUACUCACUUUAUUAUCCAAAACGUACAUCCCACACAGCCCCGCCCACUGUUCACAAUAAAGGUGUGUUUUGUUUUGCGUUUGUACGUUAGGAAAAGUUAGGCAGGGUGGCGCAGUGGGUAGCGCGGUCGCCUCGCAGCAAGAAGGUCCUGGGUUCGAGCCCCGGGGUAGUCCAACCUUGGUGGGUCGUCCUCUGUGUGGAGUUUGCAUGUUCUCCCCCGUGUCUGCGUGGGUUUCCUCCGGCGGCUCCGGUUUCCUCCCACAGUCCAAAGACAUGUAGGUCAGUUGAAUCGGCCAUAGUGCGUGCGC